AUGCGAUUCAUCGUGGCAGUCAUGAGAGCUCUUGUGCUUCUUUUCUUGGUCUUUUCUGUUGAGAGUGCACCAGCUGAAGAGAAAUGCUCUUAUGGAUGGACACCUUUUGGUGUUCAAUGCUACAAAUUCUUCUCUAAGUCAGUUGACUGGAUCACAGCUGAGAAAAACUGUCAAUCUGUUGAUGCAAAUCUUGCAUCUGUGCGCAAUAAAGUGGAAUACAACUUUCUCCUAAGUCUUGCACCUUCUGGCACACGUGCUUGGAUUGGUGGCCAUGAUGGUGAAGUGGAUGGACAAUGGCUGUGGUCUGAUGGAUCUCAAUUUGACUUUACCAACUGGUGCUCUGGAGAACCUAAUAAUUAUAUUGGUAAACCUGAGAACUGCUUGGAGAUGAACAAAGGCAAUCAUGGCUGCUGGAAUGAUGUACCCUGUUCAUUCCCAAUGAGCUACAUAUGUGCCAAACCUCUGAGAUCAUAAAAAAUCCAUAUGUUUCAAAAAUGAUUGUACUACAUGCCUAUAAUUUUUUUUAUCUUAUCUAAAAUCUCUAAAAUAUCUCUGAAAUCAUCUUUAAAAAUUACUUAAUCUUUCUGAAAACUUCUCAAAUCAAUAAAAGCAUCUAUAAGCAGGCCAGCUGACAGUCUUGCCUAGGCCCGGGACAAGAUAAUCUUAGAGGGCCCCUCAGCCCCCCUACUUUUUACUGGUAACAAGACAUUUGGCAUUAUCCGA
Messenger RNA from Paramisgurnus dabryanus, 723 nucleotides. Lineage: Eukaryota; Metazoa; Chordata; Actinopteri; Cypriniformes; Cobitidae. The record is from RefSeq and is a predicted model, not a curated record.